AUGUCUGCAAAGGGUGUACUGACUGUUUCUGCGUCCCAGGUCAUGCCCACUGGCCUGGAUCCAGACAUCGCCGGCCGAGCUGUCAGCCAACUUCAGGCCUGCAAGGCGGAGUUCGACGCCUGGGCCGAGGAUAUCGAUAGCCUAGAUCUGAAGCGGAUGCCGGGGGCGUCCGCGGUGGUGACCGCGAUACACAACGCGCAGGGCACUACGCUCACCGCGCUCACCGCCGCACUGCGCGUCGUCGAUGACUAUCGCAAGUUCUGCGCGCUCGUCGAGGAGAAUCUCCGGGACGCGAGUUACGACCCUUCCGGCGAGCUCAGAUUCGAUCAGCGCAUCCUCACCGCCGGGGAAUAUACCCGCUCCUCUUCGGCACAACUCUGCGAACUCAUUCGUGAGUUGCAAGAGAUUCUCGGGGAUCUCAGGAAACAGGUGGAGAGGCUUGGGCAGGAAGAGAAGAAGAGGAAGGGGUGGUUUGGUAGGCUCAUGGACCGCUUUCUGGGUGCUGUCGAGGCGAUUGCCCGAGCGGUACUAGCAAGCCUUGGGCUGUUUUCCCCCAACGGCGCUUUUGCGUCGGCCUUCGCGUCAUUUGCGGAUAGCGCAGUCAUUGGCUCGGUGUAUCUCCGUAGAGACCACUCUGCCGGUGAUAGCGCAGGCGCUGCCGCGAAGAACGCCGAGAUUCGAGACUUGUUGGACAACAUUCGCCACCGCGUGGUACAAGGCGUCCCUGGCGCACAGAAGUCCAUGACUUCCACUCUAUCCGACCAAGAACUUUUGCGGACGCAAGUCGCGCUUCGUACUAAAAGGAUGCGGACGAACCCUCAGGAUGCCCAGAAGGCUGCCCAGCAGUGGCAAGUCAUGACUCUACGAUACGAUCGCAUCGCGAACCAACCUAGGUAG
Messenger RNA from Fomitopsis serialis, 897 nucleotides. RefSeq lists its product as uncharacterized. The transcript is spliced from 4 exons. The coding region runs from base 1 to 897 and encodes 298 amino acids. Lineage: Eukaryota; Fungi; Basidiomycota; Agaricomycetes; Polyporales; Fomitopsidaceae. The record is from RefSeq and is a predicted model, not a curated record.